Molecule: messenger RNA, 1579 nt
Organism: Acaromyces ingoldii
Lineage: Eukaryota; Fungi; Basidiomycota; Exobasidiomycetes; Exobasidiales; Cryptobasidiaceae
Product: lipase A
Exons: 2
Coding region: 119-1486 (455 amino acids)
Biological process (GO): lipid catabolic process
Molecular function (GO): triacylglycerol lipase activity
Source: RefSeq, a predicted model, not a curated record
CUUGCAUCCGGAAAGAGCAGAUGUCUCGAACAUAAAAGUGGCCGCUCUUGUAUCUCAUCUCCUCUUGUUGGCGCCAUCCCCUCUCUUUCUCAGAACACCCCCCCCCCUCUUUCUCGUCAUGCUACCUUCGCUCCUCACGCUCGUUGCUCUGCUCUCGACUGCCGUGGUCGGCGUGCCUCUUGAGCCGCGACAGACCGCGGCAGCCUUUCCGGACCCUACCGUCGAUCCUUUCUACAAGGCGCCAGCGAACCUCUCGUCCUACAAGCCUGGUGACGUGAUCCGCAGCCGAAGCGUGCAAACUGUGGUCAAUGGGCCAGACGUUGGUGCGAGCUACCAGCUCUACUACCGAUCCAAGACGACCAAGCAGAAGCCGGAUGGGACAGUCGCAACCGUCUUUGUCCCCAAGAAGCCUGCUUCGCCCACGCGCAUCUUCUCGUACCAGAGCUAUCAGGACAGUACGACACUGGAUUGCAACCCCAGCUGGGCCUUUGUCGAUGGUUCCGCCUCGCAGAACAAGGCAAUCGUCACGCUCGACACACCAAUCUACAUCAACUGGGCUCUCUCGCAGGGCUACUACGUUGUUGCGUCCGAUGAUUACGGCUCCCAAUCUGCGUUCAUCGCAGGACGUCAAGAAGGUAUGGCGGUUCUGGAUGGGAUCAAGGCGAUCCGUGCCUAUUCGAAGCUACCCAAGGACUCGCAGGUGGCCCUCUUCGGCUACAGUGGCGGCGCAAGCUCUACCGUCUGGGCUACGACGCUGGCAGGAUCCUACGCGCCCGACCUCAACAUCGUGGGUGCUGUCCACGGUGGAACACCCAUCUCGACUCGAGACACUUUCACAUUCCUCAACGGCGGCGCCUUCUCCGGCUUCGCAGGUGCAGGCCUUGUGGGCAUUUUGAACGCCUAUCCGGAGAUGAACGACUACAUUCUCCAACACGUCAAUGAUGAUGGAAAGAAGCAAAUUGCAGCUUAUCGCUCCAACAACUUCUGCCUCCCUCAGGUAGUAUCAACGUACCCUUUCCUCAACUUCUACCCAGAGAUCGACGUCGAUGACCCGCUCGACCAGCCCAUCCCAAAGGCUGUAUUGAGCCAAGAAACGCUGCUCCAAUCCCAGGCCGAUUUCAAGGUGGCCGUGCCGAAGUUCCCUCUGCUGCAAUUCCACGCGCUCUUGGACGAAAUCGUGCCGUACCAAGAUCACGCCGACUACGUCAAGGAGCAGUGCGCAGGUGGUGCCAAUAUCCAAUUCCAGACACUCCCCAUCGCAGAGCACAUCACAGGCGAGCUCCUGGGCAUUCCGGGUAGCAUCAUCUUCCUCAAGCAGGCCUUCGAGGGCCAAACGCCCAAGGUCAUCUGUGGCACAGGUUUGCCUGACUUCUCGGGAUUGCUGUUCACGAGCCAGGCGGACGACGUGAUGGGCAAGCAAGCCGCCGACAGCAUUCGCGCGCUCAAUGGAACGAAGUCCGUCUUUGGGGAAGUGAUCAAGUUUUAGAUUGAUUCGAUCGUCCCAGCUCCUUGCAGGUCCAGCUUUCUGUUUGCUUCUCUAAUAAGGUCUGCUGAAAAUGCCAUAGCUCGUAUCAGCCUG